Nerophis ophidion (straightnose pipefish) is the source of this 6617-nucleotide messenger RNA. It is a transcript of the gene foxp4, whose product is annotated as forkhead box P4. Gene Ontology annotation, biological process: regulation of transcription by RNA polymerase II. Gene Ontology annotation, cellular component: nucleus. Bases 608 to 2764 code for a protein of 718 amino acids. NCBI's taxonomy places the organism in Eukaryota, Metazoa, Chordata, Actinopteri, Syngnathiformes, Syngnathidae. The transcript has 18 exons. The record is from RefSeq and is a predicted model, not a curated record. Gene Ontology annotation, molecular function: DNA-binding transcription repressor activity, RNA polymerase II-specific; RNA polymerase II cis-regulatory region sequence-specific DNA binding.
CACACGCACACGCACACACUAUCACACACACUAAGACACACACACACACACACACACACACGCUGCCCUGGUGAUUCAAGGCUGAUUUCCAGCGAGGAAGCGUCAGAGUGGAUGCCAAAAAAGAGCGGAGCAGCCGCGGACAAGUUUGCGGCGCUUGAAAACAUUUUUUUUCUUUCCUUCAGAAAAAAACAAAAACCGCGAGUAAUUCCUUCGUCGUUGUUGUUGUUGUUGCGGAGGAGUGUGGAAGUUGCGCGCAGUGUGGCACACUUUUAGCCGCACAAUUGUUGUGACUCCAGAGGCGCACAAAGAAGGCAGAAGAAGACGCCGGAGAGGACUAACUAACUCCGCGUAAUCUCAUCUUUUGUCUCCCUCCGCGUUGUUGUUUGCAGUUUUGCAUUUUGACGAUUAUUUUUCAAAGUUUUUUUUUUUUUUUUUAGUCCACCGGCGUGUGUGGCCUUUUUUUUUUUUUUUUUUUUUUUUUUUUUGUCACCGAGAGAGCGAGUGGACGCGCAGGGGGCCGAGAGGAGCCGGAGCCGGGCUGCCCACAUGCUCCAACCACCGGCGUGAAAGUUGACUUCUUCCCGACACGAGAGAACAGGUGCCAGUGAUGAUGGUGGAAUCGGCCUCUGAGACCAUUCGAACCACGCCGUCCGGCCAGAACGGAGUCAGCAGCCUCGGCGGCCAAUCGGACGGCGGGGGAGGGAGAGAAGGCGGCUCGAACGGAGACGCCAACGGAGAACUCAGCCCGGUGGACCUACUGCACCUGCAGCAGCAACAGGCUCUCCAGGCAGCCAGACAGUUCCUCCUCCAGCAGGCCUCUGGGCUCAACUCCCCUGGCAGCAACGAGGUCAAACAGAGUCCCGUGCAGGUUCCUGUAUCCAUGGCUAUGAUGAGCCCACAGAUGAUCACUCCGCAGCAGAUGCAACAGAUCCUGUCACCCCCUCAGCUCCAGGCUCUGCUACAGCAACAGCAGGCUCUCAUGCUAUCGCAGUUACAGGAGUACUACAAGAAGCAGCAGGAGCAGUUGCAUCUGCAGCUUCUGACUCAACAGCAGCAGCAGCAACAACAACAACAACAACAACAACAACAGCAGCAGCAGCAACAGCAGCAGCAGCAGCAACAACAACAGGCUGGCAAGCAAGCAGCAAAAGAGCUCGGCAGCAAGCAGCUGGCCUUCCAGCAGCAGCUGAUCCAGAUGCAGCAGCUUCAGCAGCAGCACAUCCUCAACCUGCAGAGACAAGGCCUGGUGCCCCUGCAGCCCACCGCCGCCAUGCAGUCCCUGCAACAAGCGAUGUGUCCGUCGGACCUCCAGCAGCUGUGGAAGGAGGUGUCGGGGGUGCCGAGCAGCGAGGAGGCCCUGAAGCAAGCCGAGGGCCUGGACUUGAGCACCAACAGCUCCAACUCUACCUCAGCCUUCCCCAAAGCGGCCAGCGCGCACAUGCCACUGCACAGCCUGCACAAUGGACAGAGCCACACCCCAAAGAGAGACAGAGCCAGACUGUUUGAGUGGAUCUCCUCCUUCUCCAAGGCCGACAGUGGAGAUGACCAUGGCCCCCCUUACUCCAAAGGCAACCCUGCCAGCCAUCAUGAGGAGCACGCCGGCUCCCAUCCUCUCUACGGCCAUGGGGAGUGUAAGUGGCCCGGCUGCGAAGCACUGUGUGAGGACAUGGGGCAGUUCAUCAAGCACUUGAACAACGAGCACGCCCUGGAUGACCGCAGCACCGCUCAGUGUCGAGUCCAGAUGCAGGUGGUGCAGCAGCUGGAGAUACAGCUGGCCAAAGAGAGCGAGCGACUCCAGGCCAUGAUGACCCACCUGCACAUGCGCCCCUCGGAGCCGAAGCCUUUCAACCAACCUUUGAACCUGGCAUCCAGCGGCUCUUUUCUCAAGCGGGACAGCGACCUCUACCCGGAGGGCCUCCCCCACCCACCCACCUCAGCUGCGACCCCCAUCACUCCGCUGCGCCAGGGACCCUCGGUCAUCAGCUCGUCCAGCCUCCACAGCCACUCCCACGCGCACGCCGUCGGGCCCAUACGUCGGCGCAACUCCGACAAGUACUGCACGCCCAUCGCCUCAGAGCUGGCUCAGAACUGUGAGUUUUACAAGAACGCUGAUGUCAGGCCCCCCUUUACCUACGCCUCUCUUAUACGCCACGCCAUUCUGGAAUCCCCAGACAGACAGUUGACUCUGAACGAGAUCUACAACUGGUUUACACGGAAGUUCGCCUACUUCAGGAGAAACACGGCCACGUGGAAGAAUGCCGUGCGCCACAACCUGAGUCUGCACAAGUGUUUUGUCCGCGUGGAGAACGUGAAGGGGGCCGUGUGGACCGUGGACGAAGUUGAAUACCAAAAGAGGAGACCACCAAAGAUGACCGGGAGUCCAACUCUGGUGAAAAACAUGAUUUCAGGCCUGGGCUUUGGAUCCCUAAACGCCAGCUACCAGGCAGCCCUGGCAGAGAGCAGUCUGUCCUUGCUCAACAGCUCUUCCCUGGUGAACCCUCCGUCUGCGGCCAGCCUCAACAUGUUGCAUGUGGGCCACGACGACGUCAGCUCCACCGUGGAGCAGGUCAACAGCAACGGCAGCUGCAGCCCCACGCUCAGCCCGCAGCAGUACAGCCACGCAGUGCACGUGAAGGAGGAGCCCACCGAGAUCGAGGAGGACUGUCGGCCCAUCUCCCUCCUGGCCGGCGUCACACACGCCCUGCCGCUGUCGAGCGACGACCGUGACCUGGAGGAGGACCUGCCCACCGACGAUCUGGAGUAAGAUGGAUCCAGGGGGCGGGGCUUAGUCAGAGCCGUCUCUGAAGAAGAAACAAUAGCGAAGAGGAAACGAAAACAAGUUUUCUUUCCUUUUUUUUUUUUUUUUCCGAAUAUUCGUCGUCACGAGCAAGCAACCAAAGGAUGACAUUAAGAAACUCCAAGCAGGGUUUGAAAGACCUCCAUUAAGUACUCUUUAACUCGCCGAAUCACACACACACACACACACACACACACACUCGUCAAUUGUCCAAGCCUCCUUCCAAACUUCUCAAUGGAGACCCCCCAAAGAGGUUUGGACCCUCCCUCGAAGAUGGCGUGUAUAUAGCUUUGGAGCAUCUGCCCUGGGGGCGGAGUCUAAGGGGGGGGCUGUGCAGUAUCCCCCCCUGCCCCCACCCACCACUUUGGAGUCAAUCAUUUCAUUUACCGAACUCAACUUUUCAGAAAAGAUGGACUCUUUCAAAGAAUACCUCGACCCAUGGAGGGGGAUGUGUGGCAAGGGGGGGUGUGGCUCCUCACUUACGGACAUAUUUGAGGCUUUUACGUGAGUUAUGAAAAACAAAAAAGAGAGAAGAUGAACACACUGCCCCGGCCACCCAAAAAGACUGCAAGCAAAGGAACGUCCCCGUUUGGGAUGGAGGGGAUGAACACUCGUAGACGGAAACAGCCAGAAAUAUUGUGACUUAAAAGAAAAAAAAAAGGAACCUGUCGACGAUAUGGAAUAUAUAACAAGUGUGGUAGCUUUCUUUGUCAGUUUUUUGUUAUGUUGUUAUCAUUCUUUACUUUUUUGCGAUGAUUAUUUCCAUGUUAACUUCCUUCAGGACGUUGUGUUUGUUUUUUCACCAUUCCUAUCCUAAAGAGUACGACUAAAGUAGAAAAACGCAGUAUUGUCACUUCUCCCAUUCACUGCCAAAGUGUCGCCGGGCUAGAAAUGUGGAGAUAGCACUUAAAACCUUUCCCGUGGGUCCAGACAGGAUUAUUUCCAUUCGCUUGUUUUAUUUCCGCUUGUUUUUGUUUUCUUUUAGUGAGAAAUGUGAGUCAUGCUUUAAAAGAAAUGUAUAUGAAUGCAGUCUCCGAGUACCUCAUCCUACUCAAGUUCCAGAUUGACGGGAAGUAGUUUUUGUAGGACACCAAAACGAGGCUGGAUUCAAAGCGCACGUGUUCGAGGAUCGUCACCUGACUUUUAGACAUUUUAAAAAAAAAACAUUACUUUUGUCUACAGUGCCAUACCAAAUUGAACAUUUGCUUCAGAAAUAUCUGCUUCUCACUCCCGCGUAUUUUUUUUUUUUACAGGUUACCAAAGAAAUAUUUAGAAAACCAAAAACCCUUUACUUUGUUAUUAUUUUACUACUAUUAUUAUUAGAGUCUCCCUCCUUAUUCUUUAAAAACUGGCCAAAAGACAACAAACCAGAAGUUCUGAGCUGUUUUUUUUGUGAUAUUUAGUUCUUUUUUAUAUUUGUUUGAAAGUUGAACAGGACUACAGUUGCUGACCACACCGCAAACCAAAGUGAAAACUAAAAAAUGGACUUGGAAGCUUUUGUCGGUUAAAAACUGUUCACAUUAGUGAUAAGGCCAAAUACACAAAGGAGUUGUAUUACACUGAAAAGGAAGAAAAAUGGUUCAAACCACUGCAGAGAAAAAAAUAAUCAUAUUUUCAUUGUCAUUUACAAAAAAUGACAAUUUUUUUCCACAAAAAAAAUCACAUUUUAAUAAUUUUUUUUCACCAAAAAUUAUAUUUUUCUUGCAAACAUUUUUUCCCCAUUUACAUUUUUUUUUCUUCACAAAAUCAAAUCAUCAUCCAAGAAUUUUUCACUCAAAAUAAUAAAACUUUUUUUACAUGAAAAAUGUCAUAUGAAUAGCUUUAGUUUAGCAAUAUAACCUUAUUCUGAUCAAUUUAACUUUUACAGAAGUAAAAUAUUCUUUAAAAAUGCAUAAUUUUUCAUUAAGAGAAAAGAUUUUUCCAAUUAAGUCUCACCUUAUUUUGAAUAAAAAUAAGGCAUUUUGAUAUAAGAAGAAAAUAUUUACAAAUAUGAAACAUUUUAUUUAUUCAGAAUCUUCAGCCUUUAUCCCAUAAAAUAUUACUUUUUUUUUCAUGAAAACUACUACUGUCAUAACAUUAUGCUUUUUUGUUUUAUUUUAGCAAAAUGUCGGACUUGAUUUAGUAAGGACUAAAUUUUUGCAGAAGUAAGACAUUCUUAAAAAAAAUGCAUCAUUUUUCAUUAAGAUAAAGAUUUAUCCAAUUAAGUAUCACCUUAUUUUUGAAUAAAAAACAUUUUGAUAUGAGAAAAUAAUUACAAAAUUGUAACUUAUAAUUCAUUAUAAAAAUAAAUCUUAUUUUAUUUAUUUAGAAUCUUCAGGCUUAAUCCCAUAAAAUAUUACUUUUUUUUUCAUAAAAACUACUACUGUCAUAAGAUUUUUUAGCAAAAUGUCUGACUUGAUAUAGUUAGGACAUAAAAAAAUUACUUAAGUCUCACAAAAUCACAACUUUUUUUCUUCCAAGAAUUACUUUUUGCAGAAGUCAAAGAUUUUCUAAAUGAACUCUCACCUUCUUUUGAAAAAAAAAGAACUACAUAAUCAUGAUUUUUUUUUUAAUAAUAUAUACUUGUUUUAAUAUUUUAAGUUAUUUUUUAUUCAGACUUUAUUCCCACAAAAUAUUACUGAUGUCAUAAGAUUAUUAUUGACUUUUUAUUAGCACAAUGUCUGACUGUAUUUGAGACAUUUGUGAUUUGGGGCUAUAUAAAUAAACAUUGAUUGAUUGAUUGAUUGUAUUUUGUUGAGACUCACAUUAAAUGCUUUAAUCUUACUAAAUACUCAUCUUAAAAAAAAUACAAAAAUAUCACAUUCUAAUAAGUUAAAAAUUUUACUUUUUUCAUCACGAUUUAGUUUUUUCCAAUAAUAUUAAGACUUUUUUUUUUUUAAUAUCAAAAUCAUUUUUAUAUUGAGACUUAUUUCCAUGAAAUAAUACAGUCAGCCUUUUGUAUAACAAAAGUGUCCGACACUCACAGAAAUCUAUUCUCCUCAUCUCAUAAAAUUAUGUAUUCCUAUAAAUGGCGUAAUACUAAUGAAGAAAAUGAAUUUUUUUCCGAAAAUUAUCCUCACCUUAUGACUUUUUUCUUCUUUGCAGUGGAAGUACUAGUCCUUGGUACACAAAAGUAUUACCAGCAUGCACAGUUCCUCUGGCAAAGACAAAGAAAAAGCACUUAGAGUGUGUUCCAAACACGAGCGGGACCAAGUCGUUCCAAAAAAUGUGUGGCGACAGGGGACGGAACAGACAACCAACGCUCAAAAAGUCGAUAUUUAUGUACGAGGGCAACAGCGAGAGACGACGCGUAGCCAAGAAGUUCUUAACUUUUGCACUUCACGCCAUUUUUCUUAUUUAAUUGAACCGAAAAAGACAGACCAAAAAGAACACUACCUCCUUUUCGGAACUCUGCGAUGUACACUAGGGAUGGGGAUUCGUAUGUGGCGGUUUACCUGACACAUGAAAUGUGACGAAUUGGGAGGAUGCCCUAUCUACUUAAGUAAAUAUCUUGAAAUGCGGCAAUUCCAACUUUGACCGCUGUUGCUAUACAGAGUGGCGCUUCCCAUAAUUUUCUGCAGACUGCAUGGUGAAAAUGAUUUACCCCCCUAUACCCCCUUUUCCUCUCGCGCGAGAUCCACCCAGGAAUGGGUGACGAAUCCCAUCCCUACUGUACUUCCUUGCUGAAUAACCACGACGACAAAUGCCUAAAAUGUUGGUUCCUGUCUGGUCUCCCUGACACCAAAUACAAAGAUCUGUUAAAAAAAAAAACUACCUCGCUCUGGCUAAAAACCAUCAGGUUUUGAUGAAUUGAUCACACGCACACACCCAAACACACUUA